UAUACAUAAGCCAAGUUAUGGAAAUGCAGCUAACUGGAAGACUUAACAGGAGUUCUGUGGCUUGCAGUGGUCUCAGGCUUUUAUGUGAGCACAGGGCUUCAGAUGUGGUCCAAGGAGGAGGCAGCAGCCGUGAAAUGAUCUACUGUAAUUGACUGCUGCCAGAAGGUCAUGGGUAUACAGUAAGGCAGUCUUCUGUGCUAACCACACUAUGGAUAAUAACAGAGCUUUCAUUUUAUUUUAUGGCACACAUUUUCCUGUAAUUAAAGUCCAACGAUGGAUGUGUACAGCACAGAAGCAUCAUCAGUCACUUGGAAUAUCUCAUUAAUGGAGUUGAACACAUCAUCUUAUAGCAAUGGAAGCCUGGCUGCAAAUGGACUGUUGAAAAUGAACAAGCACUAUGUCAUUGGGCUCGCCUUAUCCUGUCUUUACACCAUUCUGCUUUUCCCAAUUGGAUUCAUUGGAAACAUUAUGAUCUUGGUUGUAAACAUCAAAUUUCGAGAAAAGAUGACCAUCCCGGAUUUGUAUUUUAUCAACUUGGCAGUGGCUGAUCUCAUCCUAGUGGCAGACUCUCUCAUUGAAGUAUUCAACCUCAGUGAGAAAUAUUAUGAUAUUACCAUCUUGUGCACUUUCAUGUCUCUUUUCCUUCAAAUUAAUAUGUACAGCAGCAUCUUUUUUCUCACAUGGAUGAGCUUUGACAGGUAUAUUGCACUGACAAAAGUCAUGAAAUCCAACAUCUUUAGGACUAAAGAGCAUGCCAGGUUAAGCUGUGGACUCAUUUGGAUUGCAUCCAUCUCUGCCACUUUGCUGCCAUUCACAGCGGUACAAGUGCAGCACACGGAGGACAGGCAUUUCUGCUUUGCGGACGUCAAGGAAAUCCAGUGGUUGGAAAUUACACUGGGGUUUAUCAUUCCCUUCGUAAUUAUUGGUCUGUGCUAUUCCUUAAUUAUUCGUGUGUUGAUAAGGGCUCACAAACACCGAAACCUAAGACCAAGGCGGCAGAAGGCCAUGAGGAUGAUUGUGGUUGUUGUUUUGGUCUUCUUUAUCUGCUGGCUACCGGAGAAUGUAUUUAUUAGUAUUGGACUCCUCCAGAAUGAUGAUGACCAGGAGAACAAUCAGUCUUUCAGGCAUAAGCACCCACUCACGGGUCACAUUGUAAAUCUGGCAGCUUUCUCCAACAGUUGUUUAAACCCACUAAUAUACAGCUUUCUAGGAGAAACUUUUAGAGAUAAGCUGCGCUUAUAUAUAAAGGAUAAAAGAAGCAUGUCUGCUCUCAACCGGUUCUGCCAACCAUCGCUAAAAUCGGUCAAUCCUGACAGCAUGGAGCAAUCAGAAGUCAAAUAUAACAGUGGUGUUUAAAUAAAGGUGC
Molecule: messenger RNA, 1366 nt
Organism: Nanorana parkeri
Lineage: Eukaryota; Metazoa; Chordata; Amphibia; Anura; Dicroglossidae
Gene: GPER1
Product: G protein-coupled estrogen receptor 1
Exons: 1
Coding region: 274-1356 (360 amino acids)
Biological process (GO): G protein-coupled receptor signaling pathway
Cellular component (GO): membrane
Molecular function (GO): G protein-coupled receptor activity
Source: RefSeq, a predicted model, not a curated record